Aphanomyces astaci is the source of this 1164-nucleotide messenger RNA. RefSeq lists its product as hypothetical. The record is from RefSeq and is a predicted model, not a curated record. Lineage: Eukaryota; Oomycota; Saprolegniomycetes; Saprolegniales; Verrucalvaceae. The transcript has a single exon. The coding region runs from base 1 to 1164 and encodes 387 amino acids. Gene Ontology annotation, molecular function: protein binding.
AUGGGUGCCUGCACGUCUAUCGAAGACGACGACGUGCGUACAUCUACUUCGUCGGUGCCGGCUUGGAUGACGGAACCGUGGCGAUACCAUCGCCUUCCUCGACAGACCUCGACGUUCCGGAAAACGCACAAGGUGCUGUCGGUACUGCUCAACGUCGACCUGCUACGCCAAAUGACAGUCUUCCAGCCGGGAAUGUGCCGUAUGGUUCGGUACCUGCUGUGUAGGUGGCAGCGGCAGACAGGACCGUAUGCGAAAGCACACUUUAUCGUGUAUGCGCUGCCGAGCGACCAUCCUGUGGACCGGUUGUACCUCGUGUCCGAGCUACACCACGCUCAUCCCCUCGUACUCUCUCGCACCCUCAUGGACCUGUUCGCGAAGGCGGGGUACGUCGAAUGUGUGCAAUUCAUGCACGACCACUUCCGCCACGGAUGCACACGCAACGCCAUGGACUUGGCGGCGGCGGGAGGACAUUUGGAUGUGGUGACGUUUCUACACACCCACCGCUUUGAAGGGUGCUCCACCGACGCGAUCGACUUUGCGGCCGCGGGGGGACAUUUGGAAGUGGUGGCUUUUCUACACACCCACCGACCCGAGGGGUUCACGCGCCAUGCGCUGCAUUUCGCGGCCGCCCAUGGCCACGUCGAUGUCGUGGCGUACCUGCAAACCCAUCGUAAUUGUGGGGUGGCUAGUACUGCUACUAGUACUACUAGUUCCGCGCAACUCGUUGCCUUCCCCGUGACCGUCUCAGCCCCUUCCGUCGAUGCGUCGUCGCAACUCGUGCCGUUGACCAGUGGCUACCGCCACGAAUGGCUGACCUUGACCAACCAUAACCGUCGCGCCCGUCGACUUGUGCUCCCGGUAACCGAUGACAAUACUACCGGUGACAACAACGGUGACAAUGCACUUGGACGUGCAAGUCGUGAACAUGGCGAAGCGGUGGCGAUGGAGCUGAAUGCUAUGGAGUGGGCUGUGCUCCAUGGCCACGUCGACGUCGUUGCGUACCUCCAUCGCCUUAACACUGAACCUGCUAGUAGUACUAGUAGUAGUAGUACUAGUGCGUGGUAUGGGGCAUCGGUUCACGUGCUCGAGCUGGCGUCGUUGCGAGGACAUGACGCUACGACUGUCGCGUACAUUCACGCGCACAACUUGGUGCUGGCCACGUAA